AUGAAGUAUUCAAAAGCCAUGGUUGCAUCUCAGCUUUUUGAGGAACCUGUUGAUCUAUCGGUUGCUUCCCGAGUAAUUCCUAUCUCUAUUUUGUUAGAUUUAUUCUUUUCUUCUUUUAUCAUCUUUGAAGAGCUUCAACAACAUAAAUUACAUCUCUUGAUUACCUAUCAGAAAAGUACAUUUGUUGUUGGCAUGAUUUGUUGUGAAGAAGAACUUCAAAGCAGGUGGGUGAACUUGAAUGCUCUUAAAAGACUCGUACAAGCAGAUGCACUUAAGAUGGAGAUUAUUCGAAAUCCAAAGGAAGUUGAAGGAAUUAAAGUUCUUCAGCUAGAAACAGCAGCUGGUGCUGCAAUCAAGUUUUUCGAUAAUGCGAUUGGAAUCAUCGUUCCCCGAUCUCGAUUCCUUCCAGUGAAAGCAAGUUCAUAUCUGCUCCUUGUUCAAUCUGAUCUUUACCCGGAAAAAGAUGGGUAUUUGGUCCGUAAUCCAGCUAGGACAGAUCCAGCAAACCCUUCAAUUGAAUUGGGUCCUGAGUUUAAGAAGGUUGGAGAUUUCUUGAAGCGUUUCAAGUCCAUCCCCAGUAUUAUCGAGCCAGAUAGCUUGAAGGUUUCUGGUGACGUGUGGUUUGGAUCUUCAUUUGUUCUCAAGGGUAAAGUGGUCAUUGUAGCAAAGUCCGGAGACAAGUUGGAAAUCCCUGAUAAAGUCGUAAUUCAAAACAAGGAAGUCCAUGGUGCUGGUGAUAUCUAA
Messenger RNA from Lactuca sativa (garden lettuce), 744 nucleotides. RefSeq names its product UTP--glucose-1-phosphate uridylyltransferase 2. NCBI's taxonomy places the organism in Eukaryota, Viridiplantae, Streptophyta, Magnoliopsida, Asterales, Asteraceae. The record is from RefSeq and is a predicted model, not a curated record. Gene Ontology annotation, biological process: UDP-alpha-D-glucose metabolic process. Gene Ontology annotation, molecular function: UTP:glucose-1-phosphate uridylyltransferase activity.